GAUUGAUUGUUUCCGGAGAAGCUGCUAAUCGCUUCCAACACGGUUCCUGCGCGGCUUGCAGGUUCUCCACAGCGAGAAAAGGCCACGCAGCGCGCCGAGCUGUUUCUCUCCGCACAGCGAAGACUUUUGUGACAAUGAGGCAGUCGAGGCUUUUUUGUUGCUGUUCGGUUUGAGAGAGAGAGAGCUAGAGAGAGAGAGUUGAAAAAGUCAUUGAAGAAUUUUGUUGUUGUUCAGUUUUAGCGCAAAAUUUGAAAAUUAUUCUCAUUUUCCGCAUAGCACCGCAUUUGAAAUAUUUUGUGAGGUUUGACAGAGGUGCUCUCUACGACCAUGUCACCCCUCCUAGUCCUUGCCUCUAUGGCCUAUAUGGUCGCUAUCCUCAGCUCGAGCGGUAGCGCCGCUCGGAAACCGAACACUAAAUGGACCGGCGAAGCGGAGCUGGGUAGCGCACUUAGCGGCGGGGAUCAGUCCGUGGCAAUAGUGUUGUAUUGCAAAACGAAAAAUCAAGCUAAUCGUCCAGACAAUCGUCUAAUUUCAGUCGCCGAUGGAGCUACUUCUCGACUCCAAGACUACCCAAUCAAGAUAUACCGAGUCGAUUGCUCACAGUCCACCCUAGAUUACUGCAAGGCAAGUGACGAAGCGUUCCCUCGACUCAUCCUACACAGGCGCAAAGGAGAGAAUGUUGAGUUGUCGUACGCGGAGACAAGACAAGUGGACGGGCUGAUUUCCCGGGCACUGCAUUAUGUCCUCCUGGAUAUGCCCGCCCCCACAGAGAACACAUAUGAUCAGUCAUCAGAUGUUAGUUAUCCUAAUCCCAUUCGUGUACUGGAGACGUCCGAGGAAUACACCGAGCUGGCAAAGGAGUCAAAGCAAACGGCCGUCUUCUUCAUCCAAACGCCAUUUUCAAAAGAGCACACCAUGGCGUUGGAAAUGGCCUACCAUCAUGGUUACCUACUGCACUUUGCCUUCACACAUAACUGCUUCCACAUACACCACUACAGAGAUCAAUGUCCACAAGCCGAGACCAUGCUAGUCAUACUGCACUACUACCCAGAGAUAAUGCAGCACGGUGCCGACAUGUUUCUCAAGGACUUCGAUGUCAACAGUCUACAGACAUUCCUGUUUGUUCAUUCGCUACCUCCACUGAUCAUAUCACAGUCGGUACUGGAUAUAGUUCCAAGCCUGGAGCAGUCCAACCUGGAAGACUUGCAGAUCACGUACAUUGUGGCACCUAUGGACAUGUUCUUGGAACAUCAGACCGACUUCACCGCAGCGGCAGUUACGUACCGUGGCCUCUUUGCAGUCUGCCAUAUUGACCCGUCCGAUAAGAAGCUGGUGGCCCGCAUUCCCGAAGUGAAGAACUAUUUGGCGGAGAACAGCGCACCGGUGCUCAUCACGCGGCGUAGUGGAGAGCACCGUAAGCAAGUUAGCGGCACUACAACCUACCAGGAACCACUCUACAAUCAUAGCACGUUGGAGGAUCACUUACGUCAUCUCAUCGAACAGCUCUCGCAUACAGACGAACAACGGCCCAGCCUGGAUCAAGUACAGUCAGUGAGCGCCGAGGACUGGGAUAGCUUUCUGUUCAACACUCGCUACACAGAGCAGCAUGUCUUUACUAUACAGUGCGAUGAUACCUGCAAUACAAACAUCUUCGGCAUCUUCUUUCAAAUGCACCGCUCCAUGGUACUGGAUCCGGAGGGUGAGAAGAAGGCGACGCUGGUGUUCCUGGACCGACCGUCCAGGUUCUAUCCGGUCUUCCGACAUCAUCAUCAUCGCCAGCAACGGCCGGAUACCUACUCCGGAGAGUGGACGUUCGACGCACUCAUGGACUUUGUGGACGAGUACACCGGGUUGAAAAUUGGCCGCCAGCCGCCGCAGAAGGUGACGGAAGAGAAUCCGUUUGGAGAAGAGGAGGCACCACCCAUGGAAGAUGACGAUGAAGUCGCCCUAUCGGCUCACGUCAAGUUCCAGAGCAUGGGCGUAGGCUCUAAAACCAGCGUUCCUGAGCUGAAGCAUGCACAGUUCCUGGACAACCAGUUUGCCUCCGGACCGGAAGAAGUGAUCGUGCUACAUUUCGCCAACUUCUUCUCGCCCGUCUCUAAGGCAUUUGUACCCACCUUUCAGAAAGCUAUGGAAGCCAUGGCAGAUGACAGCUGGGUGAAGUUCAACUGGGUGAAUUGUGUAGAUUUGCAUGAUAUCUGCGAGCCGUUCAACGUGAAGCGAUUCCCGACGGUCGUGUUCAUGUCAUUUCCUCGCUCAUCUCGUCGCUACUCCGGUGCUCUGGAAGUUGAUGAGCUGGUGGCAGCCGUGCGUCAGUUCCGUCGAAACCACGCUGUGAAGCUGAAUAGCAUGGAGGAGUUCACGUCCUUGUCGAACAACCUUGUCCCUCAGCAGUGGGACAGACCACUUAGCAGGGUGUCCGUUGUCGUCGCUCUGCCUCAGCUGGAAGAUGAUGACCUGACUGCUCUGGACGGUCUCGGAUUGAACUUCUCCAUCACGGCCACGGUUGCAUACGCGCAGGGAGAACUGGCCAAGCAAAUAAGCAAUGGUGAACAGCUUCCGUUUGCAAUUGUCCUGCGACACAAUGACUUGCACCAGUCAGCAGUCAGGCGGCAGUUGAGUUCUCAAAGGCCACUGAGUGGAGUCGAACUGGCUGGUCUGGUGAAGCGAGCCGCUCUUCCGCUUGUGGGUCAGCUGUCUCCAGCCACACUCAGACUGUAUCGACCCCGCACUACUCGCCUGCUGGUGUUGUUCAGCGCUAGUGAUCUCAAUGAUCGCUCACUCUGGUCUGGUGACCCUGGCCAUGGGGAAAUCCCCGACAUGAACUUCAUCUUGCCCCGGGCUCUCCUGGAUGCAGCACUCAUGUACACGAACGGCUCGCUGAGCGUGGAGAGGAAAGACGAUGAACAGUCACCUCUGGUGUUUACAUGGAUGAUGGGAACUGGUCCACUAGCAGCUAGUAUCAUCUCAACGUACAUCUCUCCGCCAGAGAUGCCCUCUCUCAUAAUACUGGACUAUGAAAAGAAUGAGGUGUUUCGCUUCAGCUACCAGUGGGGAGCGUCCACAGUAGCAGUUGACAAGUGGGUGACAGCGUACUUGAACGGACAACUUACUGCAAGCUCUGUCCUCUACCCCGGCAAGUGGACACCGCAGAAGGAAGGCUACGACUUCCUCUCCAAGGCCGUUGAACGCGGCGAAGCGGUGGGCACGAACCCCGCCGACACACCCGCACCGGGUACGCAGAAGAAACGCUCUCGCAUCUCGACUCGCGGCGGCAGUACACCUGACCCUGACCAAGACAGUGAGGGCAGCAGUGCGAUGCCUGUACACGACAAUACAGUCGAUGUAGAUGAACAGGAGCAACUCGAUACGGCCGAAGUGCCCAGCGACGAGGUCAUCGACACGCGGGAGGGUGAAGACAUUGAUCAGAGCCACGACGACUCCGUGUGGGACCCGCAGUACGAUGGCGACGACAACGACGACAAUGCUUGGUCUGGUUCUAACUCUGACUCCCGCACAGGCUUCUCUCGGAGCGAACGUGUGCAAAGUGUUCACGAGCGCGAUGAGCUCUGAGAGCAAUUGUCCUUCUCAAUUGUCCCCAGCCCCCCCCCCCCCCCCCAACGUUCAAGCAUUCAGCCACUCUGCUAUCUGUCUUGGAGAUGGAUAUGAGUAUAACAGUGUGUUAUGACUCUCAUGGUGUGGUAUACAUGACUAUUGUCACAGUAUUGUGUCUAUAUUUCCAUAGCCGUCGCUGAGUUCGGUUUUAUACGAGAAUCAUAGUGGAGUGUUCCUAUCUUUCAAAUUUCAGAUUUGCUUGUCUAACACACGAAAAUUCUUGAAAGUAUUUUGCAGAGUUCCGAAUGGCAAACUGGCUACUCACUCUGAUAUCCGCUGAAGAUGAUCUGCCCGAAUCUCCAUCCGGGCAAGCGUGGUGUAUUGGACAGCUAUUAUUCUACAACAGUAUUAUGAAUUUAUGAUAACCAGCUUUUGAUAGCAGUAUUCAGCAAUUAUUUAAAAAUGUACAAGUAAUGUCGUAGUUAUGCGGGUAUGCUGUGUGUUCUUGUUCAGGAUAACAACGCUGAUCGCUCUACCAGUUUCUGCUGUGUGUUCGUGCUAACAGUUACGCUGUGCUCUCUGA
This is a messenger RNA of Sycon ciliatum, 4138 nucleotides long. RefSeq lists its product as uncharacterized. Lineage: Eukaryota; Metazoa; Porifera; Calcarea; Leucosolenida; Sycettidae. The record is from RefSeq and is a predicted model, not a curated record. The coding region runs from base 328 to 3573 and encodes 1081 amino acids. The transcript is spliced from 24 exons.